Messenger RNA from Dentiscutata erythropus, 1677 nucleotides. The record is from the annotation of a GenBank genome assembly. NCBI's taxonomy places the organism in Eukaryota, Fungi, Glomeromycota, Glomeromycetes, Diversisporales, Gigasporaceae.
AUGGGUGUUUCGCUUAUAGCAAUUCUUCUAGUAAUACGUACUAGUCGUGGUUCCAAUCUAGUUUUUCACUAUCCAAAGGAACCAAAACGACGUGAUGAACUUGAACGGAUAGCUCGGAAAAGCGAGGACCUUGAUGAAUUCGGAGAUUUACUCGAAGACGGCGCAAUAACUUGGCCUUAUGGGAUUGCGGACGACGCCGACAAGCGAUCUUUAAAUAAUGCUAUUGAACAUAAUGCGAUUCAUAACAAGUUGUUUGGACUUGAAACUUCUGUAUUGGCAAUUGCUUUAUGCCCAAACCCUAAAGGUUCCUCAAAAUUCCAAUUAUCCAUUGAUGAUCUAACAUUUGUUGGACAGCCUGUAUUUAUGAAUAGAGCAGAUGAAGGCAACCAAAGUGAGGUCCCACUUUCAAAAGACAAGGAAAUAACUAAAAGAAGUGGAGAUAGUGAAAAUUCAACUGAUAUAGAUGAUGAUGAUGAUCUUCGAAAACAUUUAUUAAGACUCUCAGCUUCUGAAGAGCCUUCAUUUGAUGAUGUGACAACUCAAACACCUUUUAACGUUACAUUGGGUAAUAAUGAUAUUUCUUCGACCAGUACGAAGCAACAACAUUCAACAUUUUUCCAUCUUGUAUUUGUACUUGAUCCACCUGAAUUGGAACUAUGUAAACAAGUAGAUAGUAUACAUAAACACGUUAUUGCUAAAUUGACGACUGCAUUGCAGUAUGAGCAACGGAGAUGUGGGUACGUUAGAAAAGAGUCUGAAUUGAUAAUGUCAUUGAGAGACAACACUGAUAUUGCUUCCAUGGAUAAAUUAAUGGAAAUUAUAUUGGAGAAAAGUUCAUUAGCCCGAACCAUUCGACAAGUGUAUGAAUCCAUCUCUACGGAUAGUAUAGCUCACGUUUUAGUCAACGAUUAUAUUGACCUGUCACUACAGAUUCCUCCCCUUGCACCUACUACGCUAUUCGCUCCUGAUAAUGAUACGGAAGGAAACGAAUACACUCACUAUCCUGUAAUUGCACCUUACCAUGCUUUACUACUUCUGGAAGAUCCAGAAGAGAUUCUUAGAAGCAUGCCAUUAGAUUCGAAUCCAACAUUGGUGCAAUUGGUACAGAUAUUAACACCUACACAACGAUUGGCAGAUUUAUGUACCGUAGUGGACUGCUCUUUAGCACAAAUAUUUCGAAUUGCAGCACAUUUGAUCUAUUGGAGAAAGGCAAAAAUCAUUGAUGUGAUUAGCGUACGCAACAUAUAUGUAGUGUCACCUACCGCUGACAUGAACUCGUUACCAACUUAUAUUGAAUAUUUUAAGCAACAUUUCCCACCAGACUUUGACCUUGUAAAAAUUCUUGCUUCACUUUCCACACCUAAACCAUAUUUUAAGAAUCCACUUGUAUCUAGAGAAUUGCAUUAUGAGGGCAAUGGCGUGUCACACAACGCAAUGGAUGAAAAAGCGCUAAUAUCCCCUUAUGAUAAAGCUUCAGACAGUGAAAGAGAAUGGUUGAAUAAAUUGGUGAAUGAUCAACCCAGAGAGACAGUUACAAUGUUUGAAAGGUUAACUAAAUAUUUUAAUGGUAAGCAUCAUGUAGAAGAAAUUCUUUUUCGAGAAACAAUAAAGCCAAGAGAUCUUGGCAAAAUUUUAAGUUUGUUUAGUCGAGAUGAAUUAAUAAUCGUUUGGUGUUAA